CGUCUGCAGAGCUUCGACUCUUCCGGGAGCAGGUGGACCAGGGCCCUGACUGGGAGCAGGGCUUCCAUCGUAUAAACAUUUAUGAGGUUAUGAAGCCCCCGGCAGAAGUGGUGCCCGGGCACCUCAUCACACGACUACUGGACACAAGACUGGUUCACCACAAUGUGACACGGUGGGAAGCUUUUGAUGUGAGCCCUGCGGUCCUUCGCUGGACCCGGGAGAAACAGCCGAACUAUGGGCUGGCCAUUGAGGUGACCCACCUCCAUCAGACACGGACCCAUCAGGGCCAGCAUGUCAGGAUUAGCCGAUCGUUACCUCAAGGGAGUGGGGAUUGGGCCCAGCUCCGGCCCCUCCUGGUCACCUUUGGCCACGAUGGCCGGGGACAUGCCUUGACCCGACGCCGGAGGGCCAAGCGUAGCCCCAAGCAUCACCCACAGAGGGCCCGGAAGAAGAAUAAGAACUGCCGGCGCCACUCGCUCUAUGUGGACUUCAGCGAUGUGGGCUGGAAUGACUGGAUUGUGGCCCCACCAGGCUACCAGGCCUUCUACUGCCACGGGGACUGCCCCUUUCCACUGGCUGACCACCUCAACUCAACCAACCACGCCAUCGUGCAGACCCUGGUCAACUCCGUCAAUUCCAGUAUCCCCAAAGCCUGUUGUGUUCCCACCGAACUGAGCGCCAUCUCCAUGCUGUACCUGGAUGAGUAUGACAAGGUGGUACUGAAAAAUUAUCAGGAGAUGGUAGUAGAGGGUUGUGGGUGCCGCUGAGGUCAGGCCUUCCUUGGGGACACACACACACACACAUCCAUCCACUACUCACCUACACACUACACAGACUGCUUUCUUAUAGCUGGACUUUUAUCUUAAAAAAGAAAAAGGAAAAAAAAACCUAAACAUUCACCUUGACCUUAUUUAUGACUUUAUGUGCAAAUGUUUUGACCAUAUUGAUCAUAUAUUUUGACAAAAUAUAUUUAUAACUACGUAUUAAAAGAAAAAAUAAAAUGAGUCAUUAUUUUAAAGGU
This is a messenger RNA of Vicugna pacos (alpaca), 1021 nucleotides long. The record is from RefSeq and is a predicted model, not a curated record. NCBI's taxonomy places the organism in Eukaryota, Metazoa, Chordata, Mammalia, Artiodactyla, Camelidae.